Messenger RNA from Histoplasma mississippiense, 153 nucleotides. RefSeq lists its product with no specific name. Bases 1 to 153 code for a protein of 50 amino acids. The transcript has a single exon. NCBI's taxonomy places the organism in Eukaryota, Fungi, Ascomycota, Eurotiomycetes, Onygenales, Ajellomycetaceae. The record is from RefSeq and is a predicted model, not a curated record.
AUGGCACCCUUUAACCGCGCAUGGAAGGCUCUAUCCGACAUGGAAACGAGGGCAAGCGUGGGCUUCGACACCGCCGCUGGGGAGUUUCGCGAGGUUCACGGCCGGGGCCGACCGAGCAACCAGUUCACGAACCAAACCCGUCUGCGGGGUUGA